Messenger RNA from Funneliformis mosseae, 348 nucleotides. The record is from the annotation of a GenBank genome assembly. Lineage: Eukaryota; Fungi; Glomeromycota; Glomeromycetes; Glomerales; Glomeraceae.
AUGACUAAUGUUCGCCUCUAUAGAAGCAUUAUAGAUAUGAGUAUAACGAAAAAAUUAGCAAAAGCCAAAAUAUCCAUCGCCUAUGGGCAGACAUGGACAUAUUGGCCUUUUCAUUCAGGAACCCUUCAUGACAACCAACCUCACCGCCUAUGGGCAGACAAAUUCGCUCAUAAAGAAAAAAUUGCGUUCGAAAAAUCGAAAAAUCACUUUUAUAAUGAACCUAUCAUUCUGCGGACGAACUACCCCGCUGGAAAGCAUGCCUCGAGUCAUUCUACUCGUCCUUAUCUUGGCUGGAAAACCAUAAAAAUACCCCAUGCAAGGUUUGCAUUUAUGCGAAGAAAAUAUUGA